Molecule: messenger RNA, 1122 nt
Organism: Pectinophora gossypiella (pink bollworm)
Lineage: Eukaryota; Metazoa; Arthropoda; Insecta; Lepidoptera; Gelechiidae
Exons: 6
Coding region: 1-1122 (373 amino acids)
Cellular component (GO): membrane; cytosol
Source: RefSeq, a predicted model, not a curated record
AUGGGGGAGCAUUUUCCAGUUAAUUAUUUGGCACUAGAUGUCGAAUUCCCUACUGAAGCCGACCUCCGUAAUUAUAUGGACAAAAUGAUGAGAAUUAUAGACAAUUUUCUGGAAAAUGCUAAUAACACCGACGUCAAUCAAGCUAUGGGAUCAUUUCUUUCUAAAGCGGUCCUAAAGAGAACUCUUCGAGAUUACAGCAAGGGGUUACCUAAAUACAAAAACACAAUAAAGAGUAUUGCAAGUAAAUGUGAUUAUGUGGUGUCUCAUUAUACUUAUGUUUUGGAAAGGUCAGCCGAGGAGCGACCAGAUGCAGAAAUAAAUAUUGGUAAAGUUAUAAAAGACGACACCGCACAUGUUUUUUCUAUAAGCGAUUUCAACAGACACAAAAUGCGACACUGGAUUCUUCGCCCCGGAGCGAUUAACAAAUUCAUUGCAAAAAUGGAUACUUUGGAAUUGCCCAAGGAAAACUACGUAGACCUAGUUGAAGAUUCUGACAAAUACGAUAUUACGGCUUUCGAUUCAGAUCGCUGCCUAUCACGAGUGCAUGAAAACAUCGACCCGUACGAUAUCACUUCGCUACGCCGUUGUAACUUAGAUGAAUAUUGCAUGGAGAAAAUAUUUCUUUCCCCGUCUGUGGCUUAUACAAUUAGUCAUAGAUUGUUGAACAACAUGAUGUACCUACACAACCGAAGGUGCUAUUUGUACUCGAUGGAGUACGACAACAUGCACAUGGACAUGCUGUGCUCAGAGAUGUACCGGGAGACCGUGUACCUAGCUCGCCGCGGGUACUUCUACAGGGACCUGUUCAUGGAACAUGUUGGUCUUUGCGGUAUGUUGGGCUAUGAAGAGUUCCACCGCCCGCGUUGGUUCCGCAAAGCCGCCAGCUGGGUAGACGACGAAGGCUGUAUAGCUGAGUUCCCAAACUUUGAAGUUAAUCGCACGAGAAGGAUGUUGAAAGACACAACGGAUCCAAAAGAGGCGAAAAAAAUUAGGAAAUAUUUGAGUGAAGUGCUGAUAGAAGAAUGUCAUCCGCAUCAGAUGUCAGUGGCGUUGAUGGUUCUUGCAAACGGUAUCCGACACGCAGCUCACUACAUAGUUAAUAUGUCGGAGAAGGAACUUUAA